Messenger RNA from Anoplopoma fimbria (sablefish), 3419 nucleotides. Its product is annotated as G-protein coupled receptor 135. Gene Ontology annotation, cellular component: membrane. Gene Ontology annotation, molecular function: G protein-coupled receptor activity. The record is from RefSeq and is a predicted model, not a curated record. Bases 382 to 1842 code for a protein of 486 amino acids. The transcript is spliced from 3 exons. Gene Ontology annotation, biological process: G protein-coupled receptor signaling pathway. Lineage: Eukaryota; Metazoa; Chordata; Actinopteri; Perciformes; Anoplopomatidae.
AGAGGGAGCGAGAGCAGGGGACUGUAGGGAGGAGAGAGAGAGAGAGAGAGGUGCGAGCUGGUGAGCUCGUGCGGAAUAUCGCGUGCACACACCUGGGGUUUGUGACGCUGGUCUCGUGUGGGUUUCAUGGCUGUGGUGAUGGAGGUGUAGAGGAGAACAGAAACCAGCAGGGAGGGAGCUGCCGUCAACCACACCGAGCCCGGUUCUCCCCUGAACGCACCACGGAGGACCGGAGGACUGAUGGAGCAGAUAAUGAAAAUAGAAAACCUACAAAUGGCUGAGGAGGAGUCGUCAGCAGCUAAGUUUGAGUCAAUGAAACCGACCCGGGACGGCUGUAAUCUGAAUGGAUGACUCUCGUCGUGCUGUGUUUGUGCUUCGUUGAUGGAUUCGCCCAUCGGCACGGCCCUGCAGGGCGGCGGCGGCACCAACUACACAGCUGACCCCUCGGGUCCGACCUUCACCAACCAGCUGGGCACUCCCUCGCCUGUCGUGCCAAGGGUUGUUUCCAUAGUGACCAGCCUAGUGACCGCCACCACAGAGGCCACAUUGGGGAACACAGGAAACCUGUCGACGUUCCGGGACCACAGAGGGAGUGAGCUCAGUCUGAUCCACCAAGCGUCCACCCCGUCGGUGCUGAGCGCUGCCGAGAGUAACUCCGUCCUGCAGGGCAUCGCGGUGGCCACCCAGGCCCUAGUGCUCCUCUCCAUCUUCCUCCUCUCCAGCCUCGGCAACUCGGCGGUCGUCGUCGUCAUCAUCAAGCACCGGCAGCUCCGGACGGUGACCAACGCCUUCAUCAUGUCGCUGUCGCUGUCUGACUUCCUGACGGCCGUCCUGUGUCUGCCAUUCUCCUUUGUCAUGCUCUUCAGCAAGGACGGGUCCUGGAUGUUCGGAGACCGCUUCUGUGUGGCCAACGGCUUUUUCAACACCUGCUUUGGGAUCAUCUCCACCCUGACUAUGACUCUGAUCUCCUUUGACAGGUACUACGCCAUAGUCAGGCAACCACAGGCCAAGAUAGGGCGCCAGAAAGCGACUCAGUUGUUGAUAGCCGUGUGGGUGACUGCAGUCGUCUUCUCUCUGCCAUGGUAUCUGUUGGUCCCAACGCCUACAGAGAUCCAUAAGCAAGGUUUCUACCACUGUAUGUACGUGUUCCACUCUGGGACGUCCCGCAUGGGGACGGCUUACAGCGUCUGCCUCAUUGUCGUGUGUUACUUACUGCCCUUCUCCCUCAUGUGCUUUUGUCACUACAACAUCUGUAAGACGGUUCGUCUCACUGAAAUCCGAGUCAGGCCAGUGACCACGUACGCGUACUUGCUGCGGUUCUACAGUGAAAUGAGAACCGCCACAACGGUUCUGAUUAUGAUCGUCUUCGUUAUUUUUUGCUGGGGUCCAUAUUGUCUGAUGGGACUGGUCACGGCAAUGGGGGACUACACGUUCAACCCUGCAAUGGACACGGUGGCCAUCUGGCUAGCCUGGGCCAACGGAGCCAUCAACCCUCUGAUCUACGCCCUGAGGAACCCCAAUAUCUCCAUGUUACUGGGGCGGAGCAGAGAGGAAGGAUAUCGGACCAGAAACAUUGCCGCGUACCUCUCCGGCCAAACCCAGAACCGGGAGAUUCGGCUCAACCAAGCGGAGAGGAUAAGGGACCGCUACGUGAGUCGCGUCGGGGUGAAUAAUAACAGCCGGAUGUCAAGCUCAAGUCCCAACAAAGGGGGAGGAGAGGUGGCAAUGUGGGCCUGUAAGAACCCUGCUGUGUUCUUCUGCCGGGACGCCCAUCCCGACAAUGCAGCUCUAGCCAACUCCGUCAGUACCCCGAAGAUGAAGACAGCGGAUACCAGCCUGUGACAUUCCCGGAGAAUGCCUAACCAUUUUACGAUUGUUUUCGUCUUAUCUGUAUUUGCUGAUCUAGAGACUGCUAUUACCACUUAGUAACAUGUUUUUGGAAACCUUAUAGUAUGUAUGUCUUUUCCGAAAUGUUUAUUCUGAUUUUGGUCCAUGGAGCCAAAAGCUUACUGUUUAAUUUCAGAACUGUUUACACUAUGUGGGAAGACAUAAGUUAGCUGUGACAGUAGACUGGUACAUGGAAUUCUUUCCUGAUUUUUGAGGACAUCAACAACAGGGGACCAUCUGUAGGACCUCUAGUAUCCCCUCAGUGAUGAGGCAUGGAAGGGGAUGGGAAAUAUUUCUGUAGAAAACCUCAAGACCUUUGUGAUUACAAAGGUCUUUAUGUCAUUUCAUCUGCAUGUGGAUAUGGAAAACUGAUCAAGCUUUUCCUUAAUCCUAAACAUUUCAUGAUUAAAGCACAUAUGUAAUGUCAUUUUCAGACACCUCCAGAAAAAUGACAGUGUUUUCAUUCUUAAAACGACCUACAGUUGCUUACACUCCUCAUUAAGAAACAAAGGCCUGGUCACGAACCAGGAAGUGGCACAGUGAAUUUCAUCCAUACAUCCUAGGAAAAAAAUGCAGAUUGAUGACUAUUUGCAGGGCUAAUUGUUAAACUACUGUAGCUGGCUAGCUUACCACUUAUGCCUCCGAGUUACAAUAGAUUCCCGAAUCAUAGUCAUCAUAGGACCUCUGUCUCAAAGUCCUCUUGUUUACAGUUUGUCCUCCGGCAGAGCAGUGUUAUAAUAAAGUGGAUGGUGCAGCGCUGCUAGUAAGAUAUGGCAGUUUCCUCUGUUUUGGACUGUGGUCUCUGAGUUCCCUUAAAGGUCAUCAGUGUCAAAACGGUUCUCUAUCAGUCAGCGGUGCAAGGUUCACCAAGUUGAUUUGUAUGGAUCAAUAAACAAUGGUUUUGCUGCCCAGUCACCAGGAAUUUUUGUACAGGUGUCUUAGUCUGACGUGUGACAGGGUAUGUUGAGCGACCAUUAUUGAAAGUUACGCUGAGUGGAAGUACAGCGUGUGGAUGAGUCAAACAAACACAGGACGCCGUUGUCCGUGUUCCCCUGUGAAACCAAAAGUCAACACGUUGAUUUAUUUUUACAUUACUAAGUAUGUACGUAAUGUUAACGCUGGUUACGGAAUGUUUUGUGAGAAAGUCCGUUAACGUCGAUUUGUUUAUGGCGGUUACCAUGUCACGGUUAUUUUGUAACCUUACGUUGUGACGUUAUUAUUUUAACACAAACAUGAUCCUUUGUAUAAUCUUUACCAAGUAGUUUUGUUGCCUAAAACUAAGCAAUCAUUGCGCAAUGUUAAUCGUAUGGCAAUGUGCGUUUCUGCAGGAAGGACGUGUUGCAGAAACGUAUGCUGCCCAAAUAAAUUCUGGAUACCCUGUGGCCAGGUCCACUGAUUGCACCAACUCCAUUGAAAUGAAUAGAUUUUGCUCUGCAAAAAUGUCCAUUUUAAAUGUUAGUGUGACCAGGCCAGUAGGGAGGUGCUUUCAGUUGCCUGUAUUGAGCCAGACCUGAACCUCAGAGGUUGUAGAU